AAAAAAAACAGGUAGAGAAUAUUUGAUUUUUCCAAAAAGACUUUAAUUCUAAAAGUCAUUUUUAAGAAGUAUCUUUGAAAAAGUUCUCAAACAUGUCCUUAGCAACUAUUCUUAACUAAUUCAGAAUAUGCACUUCUUUUCCUUUUUGUCCUUCGAAUUAACACUAAAAUUUGGGGGAGUCAGCAACGAAACAAUAUCUUUAGUUGGACUAUGAACAUAACGCGGGUCUAAAAAGCAGAGCUGUAGCAUGUUAUUCAAAUUCCUACCAUGCCAUAGGCCUUUUAAACUUCUGCUUGCUUGUCUUUUCUUAACUUACUGGCCCCUUCAAACCUUUGGAGGCCUACUGUAAUUGGGUGAUGGUAAUUUCACUGGGUUUACACCCACUUUCCAACACAAGGCUAAUUCAGUUCAUCCCCUGAGGCCCUAUUCCUCUCCCCACGCAUUUUAGACGAUAAUGCACAGGUUCAGACGCUCAUUUUGGUAGUCAAAUUAUUUUGUGUCAUGGAAGCAUAAGUAAAAUACAAUAGCUACCUCCGUUUAGUUUAUUGUGGGCUAUCUGUUGGAGAAUGUGGGCUACAUGUUGAGAACUUCUGACAUUUUCUUUUCCACUCACAUGCCCCAGUGGAUCGUAUCAAACACCCUCCGAGUGGCAUGAUAUUAUGCUUGUGAAACCCACAUGCUUCACCGAGUCCAUGGGUUUGCUCCCCCACUCUUUACUCCAGCGCGUGGCUUUGUCAAAUAUAUCCGUAGUCGAAACUUCAAAGAAGCUUUUCUAUAUACACACAUAUGCAUGUAAAACCAGUCUAUUAAAUAUCUCCAGAGUCAAUGCUAUGGCGCUCUCUCCUUCGUCUGAGAUCAGAAUGCAACUGGGUUUAUGCCUCCUCCCAAUUCUCUUCAUUGCUCUGGCAUCUACAGCCGCAGAUCUGCAGAAUCCAGAUUUUGAAUCGCCCCCAUCAAACUUGCCAGAAAAUUCCACUGCCCCAUUUGAACUGUUGACAGCAAACAACACGAUUCCAGGAUGGACAUUUGAUGGCACGGUCCAAUAUGUAACCGCUGGUCCAACCAUAGCAUUGCCAGGCAAUGGACAUGCCAUACAGUUGGGCCAAGACGGAAAAAUCAACCAAACUUUCAUUGCUAAUACCAACACUAUGAACUACAUACUGACUUUCACCCUUGCCCUGGGUGAUCAGAACUGUUCAGCCAUUGCUGACAUCCUAGUCUCAGCACCAGACAGUAGAGGCGUCUUCUCUUUGAAGCAGCAUUAUGGGAAGGAAACAUGGGAAAGCUAUGGCCACUACUUGGGCGGUUGGAGGGAUGGGGAGCACAUCAACCUUGUGAUUCAAAGCCAAACUACAGAACCCAAUCCUAAUUCCACAUGUUGGCCGAUAGUGGACACAUUGCUUCUCAAAGGUGUAGCGACUCUUGAUAAAGGCAAUGGUAACCUGCUGCCUAAUGGAGGAUUUGAGUCAGGGCCUGAUUUUCUCAGCAACUCAACCGAGGGGAUUUUACUUGAUCCGGUGUCAAGUCCAAUUCAAUCUGCAAUACAACAGUGGUCUGUUCUAGGGACUGUCAAAUACAUAGACUCCAAAAACUACUUUGUCCCUGAAGGCAAUGCUGCAAUUGAGUUCAUCUCAGGGAUUUCAACUGGCAUACAGACUGCAAGCACACUCACAGAGGGUUCUGCUUAUAACUUGGACUUCACACUUGGAGAUGCUAAUGACUCGUGUGUGGGAACUUUCAUAUUAGGAGCUCAAGCUGGAUCAACAGUUCAGAAUUUCACUCUCCAGAGCAAAGGGACUGGAUCAGCAAAGAACUUCUCUAUGACAUUCAAGGCAGAUUCAAGUGUAACUCCAAUUAGUUUUCUCAGCUAUUCCAGUAGCCAGACAAAAGAUGGUGUUUUUUGUGGUCCUGUGGUUGACAAUGUGAUUUUGCAAGCUUCGUAUGGAUUGAAGCCAGAAAUACCAAGUAAGGUUACAUUCUGUUGGCUAGUUUUCUUGGUAGCCAUUCUACAGCUCACUAUGUGAUGAUAUUGGGCAAAUAUUUUGUACUUAGAAGCCUAAAAGUUGUUUGAGAAGUUAGUUGAAAAUAUUUCGCUCAUGGGCUUUCAUUAUUAACACCAUGAUCAGGUUAGUGUGUUACUUC
Molecule: messenger RNA, 2142 nt
Organism: Vitis vinifera (wine grape)
Lineage: Eukaryota; Viridiplantae; Streptophyta; Magnoliopsida; Vitales; Vitaceae
Exons: 3
Coding region: 660-2024 (454 amino acids)
Source: RefSeq, a predicted model, not a curated record